Carya illinoinensis is the source of this 503-nucleotide messenger RNA. Its product is annotated as pentatricopeptide repeat-containing protein At1g77405-like. The transcript is spliced from 2 exons. The record is from RefSeq and is a predicted model, not a curated record. Gene Ontology annotation, molecular function: protein binding. Lineage: Eukaryota; Viridiplantae; Streptophyta; Magnoliopsida; Fagales; Juglandaceae. Bases 147 to 413 code for a protein of 88 amino acids.
GCUUUCCGCUUGUAUGUUCAUCGCGCAUAAAAAGGCUCUUCCACCAUAAAGCAUCUCUUGGAAAAGGCUCCCAAACAUGCUGAAGUCACCCAAAAAUUGAAGAACAAUCAUAGCCUUCUUUCUUCAAAACAGCCGUUGUUAACCCAAUGCUAAAGUGUCCAUCGUCACCGCCUGCAACAGUCGCCGUUGUUUGCCUGUUCCAGGUUCAUUGUACGCUUCAACUGUUUGAUAAACUGUGUGAGAAGAGACUUGGAGAGAGUGUGAUCAUAUAUGGGGCUCUUAUUGAUGGACUUUGUAAAACGAACGAGAUUGGUCGAGCUUUGUAUAUGCAUAGAAGGAUGGUGAAGGCAGAGUGUAAGGUGAAUGAGCUAACUUAUGACAUGAUCAUCGAUGCUCAGAUGGGUGUAUAUUGAAGGAUUUUGUGCAUGUUGUUUGAACACACGACAUGAAUUCUAUUUUUUCGUUUUUUGGUUAUGGUAUUUGGAUUGAAAGAAUAUUGGUUA